Messenger RNA from Carcharodon carcharias (great white shark), 687 nucleotides. It is a transcript of the gene neurog1, whose product is annotated as neurogenin 1. Gene Ontology annotation, molecular function: protein dimerization activity. NCBI's taxonomy places the organism in Eukaryota, Metazoa, Chordata, Chondrichthyes, Lamniformes, Lamnidae. Bases 1 to 687 code for a protein of 228 amino acids. The record is from RefSeq and is a predicted model, not a curated record. The transcript has a single exon.
AUGGACUGCACAUAUUCUGACUAUGAGCACAGCGAGCUCUCCUUCCCACUGACUGAUGAAGAAGACAGUGUAAGUUUCAUAACUGCAUCACCUUCAUCGUCAGCCAGCACCCCGUCCGCCGAGCUCCCCGCCAGCCAGUCACCGAGCUCAAACCCAGAGAGGGCCGAGGACCCGAGAGACAAGAGGCGCAAGCCGAAAGGCCGCUCGAAAGCAAAGCCUCAAGCCGGCAUCCACUUGGUGAAGAGGAGCCGGAGGACAAAAGCCAACGAUCGGGAGAGGAACAGGAUGCACAACCUGAAUUCGGCCCUGGAUGACCUCCGCGGUGUCUUGCCAACUUUCCCCGACGACGCCAAACUAACAAAGAUAGAGACGCUACGAUUCGCUCAUAAUUACAUCUGGGCUCUGUCUGAAACCCUAAGGCUGGCUGAUCAGUGUGUGGACGGCAGCCGGAAGCAAGUGAUGCUGCCUGGGUACCUGAAAACCAUCGGUCCUCCCAGCCCGGGCAGUGAUGAAGGAUCUUGGGUGACAACACCCUCCCCAUCAUCUGCAACCACUUGCACUUCGAGUCCAGCCAGUCCCUCCACCUCCGAAGACUAUGCAUACAAAAGACCAUCAGACAGCAUCUCUUUCCGCACUAUACAGAAAGAUUUUCUCAAUGAAGUUUCCUGUUUCAAUGAUUACCACUGA